AUGCCUCAUUCAGAGGACAAAAUUCGCAUCGCGAUUGCUGGCGGAGGCAUCGGAGGCCUCUGUCUUGCAGUUGGUCUGAUGGAAUACCCCAACCUGGACGUACACAUCUAUGAAGGUGUACCAAAAUAUACCGAUAUUGGUGCCGGACUUGCAUUGCACAAAAACGCUAUCACUGCCAUGGACCUUAUCCACCCUGCGAUAAAGAAGACAUACUUCGCCAAAGCUCUUACCAUGGCCGGAGAGGAAGACGAGGAGAUGGUGACACAAGUCAUUCUUGUGAGCGGACCCAACACCGGCGAAGUAGUCGCAGAAUUGGGCAAAGCAAAAGGUCGCAGGACCGUGGCUAGAUCGGACUUGCUUGAUGGUUUGCUGGCUUUGUUGCCGAAGGAUCGUGUUUCUUUUGGCAAGAAGCUCGACAGUAUCAAGGAAGACGAUGCCAGCGGCAAGGUUACACUCACAUUCAAGGAUGGUACCACAGCAGAAGCUGACUGUCUGCUUGGUGCGGACGGCGUCCAUAGUGGGACUCGCAAACAUAUCCUUGGACCGGAUCACCCAGCCGUACCGCCGAAGAACCCUGACGGCUGGAGGGUACACUCGCGCCAAGUACCCAUGGAUAUCGCGAUGAAGACAAUCGACUCGAAGUGGAGGCGAACAGUGCCAAUCCUGUGUGGUAAAGAGGGUCAUGUCAACAUGAUGCCUCUCCACAAGGGUGAGAAAUUGAGCAUUAUUUGCGUGACACGUACUGGUAUCGCGAGCGAUGGCAGUCUCGCACCCUUCGAGAAGGAGCGCUUUGCAGAUUACCGCGAGGAUGCAAAAGCCGCUGUCGAGCUUGUUGCGGAGGAUCCUCAUAUUACCUGGGAGCUUCAACAACAUGAGCCCGCACCCUAUUACAACCGUCGCAACAUUGCUGUAAUGGGAGAUGCAGCACAUGCAUGCAUGCCGUUCGUCGGACAAGGUGCAGCUCAAGCCAUCGAAGACGCCGCAGUCCUCACCGCGCUCUUCCGCCGUCUGGAUUCAGUCUCGCAGAUCGAGAAAGUUCUGAAAGCCUAUGAUCAAGUUCGAAGGCCUCGUGCACAAGCAGUCGUUACCAUGGGCUGUGACUUUGGCCGCCUGUACGAUUUCGCGCUACCAGGUGUCGAGGAUGACCCAGUCAAGAUGAAGCAGUUCAUGGGCAAAGCGGCUGCUUUCACCAAUAACGCCGAUUUGGAGAAGCAGAACCAAGACGCGCUGGAUGCGUUCGAGGCUUUGAUGUAG
Aureobasidium melanogenum CBS 110374 is the source of this 1254-nucleotide messenger RNA. RefSeq names its product FAD/NAD(P)-binding domain-containing protein. Gene Ontology annotation, biological process: secondary metabolite biosynthetic process. The record is from RefSeq and is a predicted model, not a curated record. The transcript is spliced from 2 exons. Lineage: Eukaryota; Fungi; Ascomycota; Dothideomycetes; Dothideales; Saccotheciaceae. Gene Ontology annotation, molecular function: FAD binding. The coding region runs from base 1 to 1254 and encodes 417 amino acids.